Molecule: messenger RNA, 1193 nt
Organism: Cucurbita moschata (crookneck pumpkin)
Lineage: Eukaryota; Viridiplantae; Streptophyta; Magnoliopsida; Cucurbitales; Cucurbitaceae
Product: extensin-1-like
Exons: 3
Coding region: 16-912 (298 amino acids)
Source: RefSeq, a predicted model, not a curated record
UGUGAUCCAUCAAGGAUGGGGAAAAUGGGAUCCUCAAUGGCUCCUCUUCUUUUCACUGCCUUUGUGGCUCUUCUUUCCCUAAGCUUGCCAUCAACCACCAAUGCUAAUUAUUUCUAUGCAUCUCCCCCUCCUCCUAAGAAGGUAGACUAUCCGCCUCCCGUCUACCAUUCUCCACCACCACCUAAGAAGGUGUAUUAUCCGCCUCCUGUCUACUCUCCGCCACCACCCAAGAAGGUGUACUACCCACCUCCAGUCUACCAUUCUCCCCCACCACCCAAAAAGGUGUACUACCCGCCUCCAGUCUACCAUUCUCCCCCACCACCCAAGAAGGUGUACUACCCGCCUCCAGUCUACCAUUCUCCCCCACCACCCAAGAAGGUGUACUACCCGCCUCCAGUUUACCAUUCUCCCCCACCACCCAAGAAGGUGUACUACCCACCUCCGGUCUACCAUUCUCCACCACCACCGAAGAAGGUCUACUACCCACCACCUGUCUACUCUCCCCCACCACCCAAGAAAGUCUACUACCCGCCUCCUGUUUACUCUCCACCACCACCCAAGAAGGUAUACUAUCCACCUCCAGUCUACUCUCCCCCACCACCCAAGAAGGUCUACUACCCACCUCCUGUCUACUCUCCCCCGCCACCCAAGAAAGUAUACUACCCACCACCCGUCUACUCUCCACCACCACCCAAGAAGGUAUACUACCCACCACCCGUCUACUCUCACCCGCCACCCAAGAAGGUGUACUACCCCCCUCCCGUCUACUCUCCCCCACCACCAAAGAAGGUAUACUAUCCACCUCCCGUCUACUCUCCACCACCACCCAAGAAGGUAUACUACCCGCCACCAGUACACUCGCCACCACCACCGGUCUACUACUACUCAUCCCCACCUCCUCCCCACUACUAGGAACUAAAUUCCCUUCCACGUCAAGGAAGAUGAGGUGAGCAUACAAUAUAUGUCGAACUCAAAAUAAGACGCUUUGAAAGAUCCAAAGCACAGUGUGAAGUUCUUUUUCAUAUAUUAAUGUAUCCGUUUUCAAAUCCUAUGUAUUUGCUUCCAAUCCUAUGUUGUCUUAGGUUGUCUUGUAACCGAGCUCAGCUCAGCUCAACCUUUUUUGCUCAAAGCAAAGGUUGUGCUUUAUUUUAUCUAUACUUGCGUCUUCACGAAUGCAUUCUCAACUUUCUUCG